Messenger RNA from Chinchilla lanigera (long-tailed chinchilla), 1177 nucleotides. RefSeq names its product developing brain homeobox 2 (gene Dbx2). Bases 200 to 841 code for a protein of 213 amino acids. The record is from RefSeq and is a predicted model, not a curated record. Gene Ontology annotation, molecular function: DNA binding; DNA-binding transcription factor activity, RNA polymerase II-specific. NCBI's taxonomy places the organism in Eukaryota, Metazoa, Chordata, Mammalia, Rodentia, Chinchillidae. Gene Ontology annotation, biological process: regulation of transcription by RNA polymerase II. The transcript is spliced from 4 exons.
CCGGCUGUAGCCGUUCAUUCACUUGAGCUCUCCCGGUGCCUUCCAGCACGGUGGCCGGGUGCUGAAGGGGAAAGUUCCGAAGGCAAACAUUCCAAAUCAGUCCUCACAAUUUUGGAACCGUGGGCAUUUUUAACAUCUUGGAACUUGAAAGACUAGGUCAAAAGCAGCAUCUCAAAUUCAAGAGAAAGUGAGAGACCCCAUGAAUGGUGAACCAAGUAACUUUGCGCCUGCGGAGCCCUUCCUUCUGAGCGCCCCGCCGUUCUACCCCGCGUGCUGCGGUGGGUCCUGUCGGCGCCCUGCAUCCCCGGCUGUCUUUCCAAGAGAAGAGAACAUGCUGCCUCUGCUGACACAGGACUCCAAUUCCAAAGCUCGGAGGGGCAUUUUAAGGAGAGCGGUCUUUUCGGAAGACCAGAGAAAGGCUCUGGAAAAGAUGUUUCAGAAGCAGAAAUACAUCAGCAAGACAGACCGAAAGAAACUUGCCAUCAACUUGGGACUUAAGGAAUCACAGGUGAAAAUUUGGUUUCAGAACAGAAGGAUGAAGUGGCGGAAUUCCAAAGAAAAGGAAGUGCUCUCCAACAGGUGCAUCCCGGAAGUCGGCCUGCAAGAGGACCCCCUGUCGCGGUCUGCUCUGGGUUUCGCUUCUCCAUGCCCUUCGCUGUGGGAAGUCUCCCAACAGCAUUCGAGCCCAAGAUGGAGGGAGAACUCUCCAGAACCUGCAGAAAGAUUCAUCCAGGAAAGUUCAAAGGCCCUGCCGCCCGAGGAAAAUUCAUUGCAAGGUGCCUUGUAUCUGUGCUCUGCGGAAGAAAUUGGAGACAAAGGCGUUCUUUCUGCUGCCAUCUGAACGGAAGCAUUCCUCCACGUUAAUUUAAAAGAACACUUAACCAAUAAUGUUUGGACUCUAAAGCCAGUUAGCUUGUGCCUCACUGAUACCUAAAACCUAACAGCUUUGAAAUGAUGCGUGAACUAAUGCAUUAGGAAACCCACUCCUGCGUUCUCGUACUCAGCCCUAGACCCACACUUAAUUUGUAAGUGGAGUAGAACCUCCCCGGAAGUACAGUACAUUGCAACUGAAAAGAAUACAAGCAAGCUUUGGCUCAGUCCCUGCUCUGAGAAUGUGUAUAUAUGUGUGUGUCUCUCUGUGUAUAUAUGUAAAUAUUCAUUAAAAUACAUUAGUACA